Messenger RNA from Medioppia subpectinata, 1170 nucleotides. The record is from the annotation of a GenBank genome assembly. Lineage: Eukaryota; Metazoa; Arthropoda; Arachnida; Sarcoptiformes; Oppiidae.
CAUUAAUAAAAGUAUUAUUAAAAAUAUUAACUACAUUUGAAUUGUAAAAAAAUAUAAAUCACCAUGACCACCACACCAACACCAUUAGCAUCAAACAGCGCAUUUAUGGCCAGAUAUAUGGCACUGGAGCAACCGGCCGACAAGAUCCAGGUAACAUACAUAUAUCUGCACCCUGGCAGCGACAACCUAGCGCAUUAUUGUGGCAAAACGAAAGUGGUCGACUUUGUGCCUAAACACCCGGAUGAAUUACCCCUAUGGGACACUGGGAUUAUGCAAUCAUCGGAGACAGAGAUACUCCUACGUCCGGUGCGACUAUACAACGACCCAUUCAGGGGCGGCAACAAUAGGCUGGCUUUAUGUAAUAUACUGGACACCGAUAUGAAACCCUUUCCAUGUAAUCACCGGUACAGUUGUCUGGAGGCCAUGGAGGCGGUGGCCAAACAGCACCCCUGGUUUGGUGUAGAGCAGGAGUAUAUGCUUAUGGAUGGUAAUGAUAGGAAACGGCCACUGGGCUGGCCUGUAAACGGCUAUCCGGAGCCCCUGACGACACCGCAUAUAUUUUACCAUAGUGGUGUGGGCGCUAAUAAUCAGUAUGGUAGAGAUGUUAUGGAGGCCCACUUCAGGGCCUGUCUGUACGCUGGCGUUAAUAUUACCGGUGAGAAUGCCGAGGGUCAGCCAUCGCAGUGGGAGUACCAGGUGGGUACGUGCGAAGGCAUACAACUGGGCGACGAUCUGAUAAUGUCUCGGUAUAUACUGUUACGGGUGGCCGAAGACCUGCACAUUGGGGUGACCUUUGACCCGAAACCAGUGCCCACAUGGAUGGGCAACGGGGCGCACAUGAACUUCAGCACUGAGGCCAUGCGCCGGGAGGGAGGGUUGGCAGAGAUUAACCGGGCUAUUAAGGCCUUGAGACAAAAUCAUGACAAACAUAUGGCUCUAUACGACCCGAGAGGUAGGGCUGACAACCAGCGCCGACUAACCGGCCAAAUGUGGGCCAGCGAUAUAAAUAAGUUUACGUCGGCUGUGGGCGACCGGGCGGUCAGUGUUCGUAUACCCAAACGGGUAGAGAUGGCCGGUAAGGGCUAUCUGGAGGACCGGCGUCCGGCAUCUAAUUGCGAUCCCUAUACCGUAACCGAAGCCCUCGUCCGCACUGUUUGUCUCAAUGAAUAA